This is a messenger RNA of Dictyostelium purpureum, 1032 nucleotides long. RefSeq lists its product as uncharacterized. The transcript has a single exon. Lineage: Eukaryota; Evosea; Eumycetozoa; Dictyosteliales; Dictyosteliaceae. The annotation marks the transcript as partial. The record is from RefSeq and is a predicted model, not a curated record.
UUAGUAUUACCUGAUGGCUUUAAUCAAUCACUUAAUUUUAUACCACCCACUGUACAAUCGUUAUAUUUUCAUAACAUCAAGUAUCAAUUGGCACUUGAUUCAAUUCCUGCAACAGUUACACGUUUAUAUUUACUUGAUGGCUUUGAUCAACCACUAAAUUUUAUACCACCCACCAUAGAAUACCUGCAUUUACAAAAUAUCAAGUGUCAAUUAACCCCUGAUUCAAUUCCAGCAACAGUUAAAAAUUUAUUUUUACAAAAUGGCUUUGAUCAACCACUUAAUUUUAUACCACCUACUGUACAAUGGUUGUAUUUACAAAAAAUAAAGUAUCAAUUAAAAUCUGGUUCAAUUCCAGCAACAAUUACAUAUUUAUUUUUACAAGAGGGUUUCGAUCAACCACUUAAUUUUAUACCACCCACCUUAAAAUACUUGUAUUUACAAAACAUCGAUUAUCAAUUAACAAUUGAUUCAAUUCCAGCAACAGUUACUUAUUUAUAUUUACGAGAUGGCUUUAAUCAACCACUUAAUUUUAUACCAUCCACAUUAGAAUAUUUGUAUUUACAAAACAUCAAAUAUCAAUUAACACCUGAUUCAAUUCCAGCAACAGUAAUACAUUUACAUUUACUUGAUGGCUUUGAUCAACCACUUAAUUUUAUACCACCCACUUUAAAAUACUUGUAUUUAUAUAACAUUAAGUAUCAAUUAAAAUCUGAUUCAAUUCCAGAAACAAUUGCAUAUUUAUAUUUACAAGAGGGCUUUAAUCAACCACUUAACUUUAUACCACCCACCUUAAAACACUUGUAUUUACAAAAAAUCAAGUAUCUAUUAACACUUAAUUCAAUUCCAGCAACAGUUACACAUUUAUAUUUACGAGAUGGCUUUGAUCAACCACUUAAUUUUAUACCACCCACCAUAGAAUACUUGUAUUUACAAAACAUCAAAUAUCAACCUGGUUUAACUCCAAAUCAUUUAACAUUUCUUACAUUUUCUAAUGGUUUAUCUACAACGUAUUACAAAAAGUAUAAUCCUUGA